This is a messenger RNA of Poecilia latipinna (sailfin molly), 1115 nucleotides long. Its product is annotated as purine nucleoside phosphorylase-like. Gene Ontology annotation, biological process: nucleoside metabolic process. The coding region runs from base 216 to 1097 and encodes 293 amino acids. Gene Ontology annotation, molecular function: purine-nucleoside phosphorylase activity. Lineage: Eukaryota; Metazoa; Chordata; Actinopteri; Cyprinodontiformes; Poeciliidae. The transcript is spliced from 8 exons. Gene Ontology annotation, cellular component: cytoplasm. The record is from RefSeq and is a predicted model, not a curated record.
CCAGGUCUGCUGUGGGUCCAGUUCCCCUGUGAGCCAGCUGACCUCACCUGAUUGGUUGUUCUGGCUGAACAAACUGUAGAGGUCAAAGGGCAAAGUCACAUGGAGUCAAUGCACCAGAGAGUGUUUGUGUGACUGAAAUCAGCCAAUCAGAGGAGAGGACACUGACCUCCUCUUCCUCUUCCUCCUCUUCCUCCUGGUGACUCUGCAACCUGACGAUGCUCAGCAAAGGAAGCUCCUGCUGCUACUCCUUUGAUGACUACAAGCUGACCACCGAAUGGCUCCAGAACCAGACCCGGCACCGACCCAAAGUGGCUGUGAUCUGCGGGUCCGGACUCGGCCUGUUGGCUGAAGCCGCCGCUGAGAAGCAGACCUUCAGGUACCAGGACAUCCCCAACUUCCCCGUUAGCACAGUCCCAGGCCAUGAAGGAUGCCUGGUGUUUGGGACGAUCGAGGAGACGCCCUGUGUCUUCAUGAAGGGACACUUCCACCUGUACGAAGGUUACUCCCUCUGCCAGGUGACCUUUCCAGUUCGGAUCUUCAAGCUGCUGGGUGUGGACUCUCUCCUGAACCAGGUUCUGGUGUUUAAUACGUCCUCUCCUCUCACCAUCUGGACUCAGAUGAGAGAAACCCGACCCCAUCAGAACCGCCACCGGGCCGGACCCUUCCCACUUUCAGAACCGCCACUACUGCUGAGAGAACCAGAACCAGAACCAACAGACUCUGACCUGGUUUCCGUGGAGUCGCUGCCAGAUCGUCUACUGGAAACUUUCCUCACUUGGAGACGAAGAACGCUGCAGCAGCCGGAGCUUCUGAUGGUUCUGACGGGCCGGCGGGUCCAGCAGCUUCUGCUUUCCGCUCAGCGUCUGCUUGUCUGUCCAGGAAUGUCGAUGGUCCCUGAAGUCACUGUGGCGAAGCACUGCGGACUCAGAGUUCUGGGUUUGACCCUCGUCACCAACAAGGUGUCCCUGGACUACAGCCGUGAGGAGAAGGUGAACCAUGAUGAGGUCCUGGAGAUCUGCAAGAUGAGGGCGGAGCUUCUGCAGAAGCUGGUCUCCACUUUGAUUGGCCGCUGUCAGCAGAACAUCAACACACACUGAGACACACACACACACACA